This is a messenger RNA of Fusarium subglutinans, 510 nucleotides long. RefSeq lists its product as uncharacterized. The record is from RefSeq and is a predicted model, not a curated record. Lineage: Eukaryota; Fungi; Ascomycota; Sordariomycetes; Hypocreales; Nectriaceae. The coding region runs from base 1 to 510 and encodes 169 amino acids. The transcript is spliced from 2 exons.
AUGUUGAUUUCUGCCUUUUUUGUCAUCGCUAGCAGCAUUGGGGCGGCCGCAGCGACUGAGGCUUCAACCCUAACGUACCUCUUCCGCAUGAACCUUACCCUCAGUGCAACCAUCAAUACUGGUCCAGGUCCAGCAGGAACCAGACUAGCCAUACUCAUCACUGGCGGAACAUUAUCCGGCCCCAAGGGCGAAGGAGAUACCCUAGCCGUCGGUGCUGAUUUCGGUGCAAUCGAUGCUUUGGGGAACUUCAACGUCGAUGCACACUCUGUGGUACAGAUGGAUGAUGGUUCCUACGUUUACAGUCAUUCCGCGGGUCCUCUGAUCUCUGGAACUACUGCUUUGGACAGAGUCAAAUUUGAGACUGGAAGCAACAAGUAUUCUUGGCUGAAUGAGAUUCUCGCUGUAGCUGUGACUGAUUUCCCUGGCCCUUGGGUAUCCCUUGAUGUUUGGCAAUUGAACCCCCCUGCGCAUAAUGGAUUACAGCUCGUUUUGGAUCACAUCCAAAGUUAG